ACUUGAACCGAUUACACUAAACAAGACGCGACAAUUGCGUACAUAAUAAUCCUGUGGCGACUUUAAGUGUCGUGCACUGUUUGAAAACCGGUGUCGCACGUUUCUAGCAAUUUUGUCAAAAUGAAAUAUAUUGGAUUUCUUUUACUUGUUGCUUUGGUAUUCGUAUGUGAGUGUAGAAAUGAUAGUACAAAGGAAGAAUGGAAACGUUUUAAGUUGCAGUUCAACAAAACAUACACAACUAAUAAAGAAGAACUAAAACGAUAUAAAGUAUUUAAAGACAAUCUUAAGAAUAUUCACAAACAUAAUAAACGAUUUGAGAAAGGCAAGGAGACUUAUUUGCAAGAAAUGAAUAGAUUUGGAGAUUUGACGGACAAAGAAUUUGGUGAUAUUUAUGGCCUAGCCGAAAAUGAUUUUGUUAUAAAAUAUGACGAUAAUACAAAAGUGAAGGAAAAGAAAGGUGAAAACACAUCCACUUCUAACAGUAAAGAUGAAUUUUUGGAUUGGAGUAAAACUGGGGCUGUAACUCCAGCAAAAGAUCAAGGCACAUGUGGAUCUUGUUGGAUAUUUAGUGCAGUAGCUGCCUUGGAGAGUUACAAUUUUAGAAAAACAGGCAAGUUAGUUGCUUUCAGCGAACAAAACGUUGUGGACUGUUUCUCGAACGAUACUUGCAACGGAGGAGUACCAGAGUCUGCUGCUGCGUAUAUAUACAAUAAUGGAAUCCAUCUGGAAUCGGAUUAUCCUUACACCGCGGGACAAGACGCUUGCAAAGUUCUUAUAAAACCGCCUAGCAGAAUAGCUUUUAACGAUACAGCUUAUACGGAAGGUACUGAUGAGGAUCUUAAACAAGGGGUUAAAGAACAUGGCCCCCUUUCAGUUUGUUUGUACGUGACAGCCAAAUGGAGGUUUUAUAGUAGCGGAGUUUGGUAUCAUAACAAAUGUUCACCCUACUCAAAUCACUGCGUGCUGUUGGUCGGAUACGGUACAGAGAAAGGAAACGAUUACUGGAUAUUUAAAAACUCGUGGGGUCCAAACUGGGGCCAAAAUGGUUAUAUUAAAGUGGCCAGGAAUAAACAUGAGAACUACUGCGGAAUAAGUCAUGGAAUGUUUAUAACAGAUCAAAAAUCAGAAGACAUUUCAGAUUCUCUCAAAGAAAAUUUAUUAUAAAUAUUAAGAACAGAUGCACCUAAUAAUAAGUAUUUAAAAAUAUUGCGUAAUAAAAUAUAUGAAGUAAAUAAAUCAAUAAAAUAUUUAAUUAAAUCAGUGUUUAUCUUCAGAGUCGCAUGAUCCAUUAGAAAACUGUGAUCCACACGUAUGAAUAAAAGGAGACAUAAUUUAUUGAAAAUG
Messenger RNA from Diabrotica balteata, 1344 nucleotides. The record is from the annotation of a GenBank genome assembly. NCBI's taxonomy places the organism in Eukaryota, Metazoa, Arthropoda, Insecta, Coleoptera, Chrysomelidae.